Paramecium octaurelia is the source of this 1575-nucleotide messenger RNA. NCBI's taxonomy places the organism in Eukaryota, Ciliophora, Oligohymenophorea, Peniculida, Parameciidae. The record is from the annotation of a GenBank genome assembly.
AUGAGUGAUUCUUUAAUUCGAGAGCAAUAUUUUUACAAUGAGUAACCAAUUAUACAAGUAUUUUAGAUCAUGUGAAGUCAAUUAGAAUAUAGUAUUUUUUGCUUAGCUUGACCCAUCUACUCAAGUCCAUGUGGAAUAGUAACUCCCUAAAAUUUAGAUUUUUGAGGACGUUGAUCAUAGAACUGAUUAAAUGUCCAGAGCCAUUUAAUCUGAAAAUUAACGAAUGGAUAGAUUACAUAUUAAAAACGACAGUUCAUUCGAAGGUUAAGCAAGAAGUGGAAGUGAUGGGGAUAAUUCAAGAGAUGGAAGCUAAAAUGAUCAGAGAAAUCAGAACAAAAGUAAAUUGUUAAUUUAUUGUUGUUAGGAAAAUGUACUAAAAAACACUAAAGCAAGUUAAAUGAAUAAUUACAAUCUGAAAUUAUAGCUUAAACAAAGUGCAUUUACUCAAAUAAAAUAUAAAAUCUAGUUAAGAAAGAUGCUAAUAAUUAAUUGAUUGUAACUAAAAAAAUAAGAUAAUCGUAAUCAUAUUUAUUGAUUUGAUUUAGAAGAAGUUAGCAGAAAAUGGAAAGGAAAAAUGAAUAACAACUAAGUCUUCAUGUUGAACACAGUGAUUAGUCAUCUUCUGAAAUUCCAGAUUCAAUUAAUUAUGGCAAUUUAGAUCCAAAUAGACUCAAGUAGGUGAGGAAUAGAGAAUCUGCAAGAAAUUCAAGGGCUCGCAAGAAGAUUUAUUAUGAACUCUUGGAGAUUAGAGUCAAAGAUUUGCAGGAUGAAAAUGAUAAAUUGAGAUAAUAAUGUAACAGUUUAUAAAAGUCAAUUGAAACUUAUAAUAGACAAUAGGAUAAGGUACUUAUUACUGAAAUUAAUUAGUUCUAAGCUUUUUUAAAUUAGCAGUAGAAAUUAUUUGAAAGGUUAGAAGAAUGUAUGACACAAGGAAAGGAUGAUACUGAAAUUGAAAUUCUUUUGGAUGCAUUGAAAUACAGAACAUCUUCCAAUAAACAGGAGAGAAUUGAUGCUGCAAAAGCACAUUCAUAUUCAAUUUUGGAUGUUUCGUUGCCUUUGCAAGCAAAAUAUUUGUUCAGUAUUCUAGACGAUCGAGAUUUCUUUUCUUAAAAUUAGAAGUAUUUGUAUUGAAAAACAUUAUAGAAAUGUUUCAGAAUUUCUAAGAGAUAUAUUGAGAAAUAUAGAGAUGAAACCUGAAAACUAUAUUAAUAAUGAGAGAAUUAAAUUAAAGAUAGGGUUAUCAAAAUAAAACAUAACAGAGUAUGAAUUGUUUGCUAUUUUAGUUCAUUUAAAAAAAUCAAAGAAGAAAUUAAAGUUAUUUAAAAUGAAGCUUCAAAAAUAGACUUAUUGUGGGAGUAAUUAAAGGAGAACAUAAAGCCAAAUUUAUUAGCUUAAUUAUUAAUAUCCUUGCAUCAAGUAAUAAUGUGAUAUUCUAUUUAUUUUUAGAAUGAGUUCCGAUCUGAAUUUCAGGCUUCAACGAUUUUUAAAAAGAAUAAGGAUAAAAUAGAUCAAGGUUGUAUGCAAAUUGAGGUGUAGUAAGUGUUAUUGAGAAAACAAUUAAAAAAAUCGAAUUGA